AUGACGAAAUUAAUUGAUGAACCAUAUAAGCCAAUAUAUUGGGUUGUAUGUGGUUUAAAAGUCAUAUUUUAUUUGGCUUUUAUAAUACUCUGGAUAUAUCAAGCUAUAUAUAAUCCAUUUAAAGAGACAUUUAAUAAUUCUAAUCGAUUAUUAGCUGAAGGAAUUAUGGCAGCCUUAUUUGCACUAUCUAUAAUAUAUUUUUUUAUCGAAUUAUAUUUUUUUUACACAUUUAAACGACAAGGAGCAAUCCUUAAUCUACAUAUAUGUAUAAACGCAUUAAUACCCCUCAUUUAUUUUAGUUCUUCUUUAGCUUUAACUUUUUUAACUAUUAGUGAUGAGCCAAUUUGGGAUUUAUAUUCUAUAAUGACUGUGUCAUUAUGGGCAAUAUCAGCGCUCACACUAAUUCAGGAUAUUACACUUAUACAAAAGGAUAUUAAUUGCAUUUUUUUUAAAUUAGUAAAGGAAGUGUUUAUUGGAAUUUAUUUGACAAUUUAUAUUAUUCGAUUUAUAAAAUUUUCACAUUAUAAUUCUUUUAAUGUUGGUACUGGUUACUUUAAGAAUCUUUUAAUUUCUUUUGCUAUUGGGAUCCUUAAUUUAGUACACCCUUGGAUGAUUAAGUAUUUGUUGUUUAGAGAAUCAGCUUUGAUUAUUGUAGAUUUAGUAGAUUUAGUAAUUAUGGUGGCCGCCUUAUUUUAA
Molecule: messenger RNA, 696 nt
Organism: Dentiscutata erythropus
Lineage: Eukaryota; Fungi; Glomeromycota; Glomeromycetes; Diversisporales; Gigasporaceae
Source: the annotation of a GenBank genome assembly